AUGGAACUCAUACCAGUUUACAGGCAUUAUCAGUUUGACAUAGGUAGUAAUAUUACAUGCAGAAGACAUAUAAGAUAUUAGAUUGUUUGAAAGGUUCUAGUUCGAAAAUUAUUUAGGUAGUACAUUUUUUUCACAUAUAUUACAGCAAUGAAAGGCGUCAGCCGGAAACCACUGACUAUUUUUAAGUAGACAUCCUGUCUAUAUAUGAAGGUAUCUUUAAGGUCACUUCCAGUGCCAUAACGGACUGAGUGUAAUUAUCCACAGCUAGAGAAAAUAAAAUGAAAACAGAAUGUAUGGGAUAAAAAAGCGAUAAUGACUACAGUAUGUCAGCCAGCCAGUUAGGUCCGCCAUAAUACGGGUAUCACGUUAUUUUAUGAUAUGCUGUUCCGGUUAGAUAUCAUUGAAAUUAGUUAAGGUUAAAACGGACGGUGUUAGUGUAAGGUGUCACCAGGUAGAGAAAUUCAAUUAGUUUCUAUGAUCUUACUUGUGGAAUGGGAUAUACUUAUAGGUGUAAGAACAUUUAAAGCACUUUCGGAGGAGGAGUAAGCGUUGAUGCAGCGAACAAGGGAUGGGAGCGAUUUGAUCUAUAUGAAUAAUCCAUUAAAGUCAUAUCCUCCUUAUUCUUUGAGAUAUAUCCUGAUGUUUACUUAUUUGCUUAUUAUUCUCGUCAUAACUUAGCGAAAACGAGAAACUGAAACAGAUAAUACAAACUCAGUGGAAAUUUUAGGUGAAUCUCAUGUAAUAUUCACAUCAAAAAAUACUGGAAAUAAUCAUUAUUGGAGUCAAGAUACUUCAAGACAUAAUACAAAAUGUUUUUUUCCAAAUGGAACUUAUGGUGAAUCAAGACUUGUUGAGAAUAUACAAAAUAAUAAUAAUAAUAAUAAUAGCAGUGGAAGACGUUUUUUGUCUAGUCCACAAAAUGGACACAGCAAAGAAAAGCUUCCUAAUUGCACUAUUGGACGUACAACAGCUGCUGAAAUCCAUUCUUCACUACCGUCACUGCCUCCUAGCUUGAGGGAAUCGGAACGCAUGUUGCAUGUUCAACGUUGGAUAAAUAGUAUCCCACCUGAUUUACCAUCCUGGAUACAAGUAUCACAUAAUAAAAUAAUCCCGGUUACUAAUCCACAUGAAUCUUAUGCUGAAGUAGAAGAUUCAAUCAUAUCUGAAAUUCCAGAUACAUCAGAUCUCGCUUCUAAUCAUGAUAUUUUAGACUGUAAUCCUGGUUGUAAUUUGAAUUCUGUCAAUCAAACUAUGGAUUAUUAUUCUAAACAACCAAAUAAUCAUUCAUCUAAUCCUUCUACACAAAAAUCAUUAUCUAAAAUUCCUGGCGUUUCAGUUGCUCCUCCUUUACAACCACCUCCGUUUCCACCGUUACCACCACCGCCUAUGCCACCUCCGACACAUUCACAAUCAUCUCUUCCACUUCAAUUGCAAUCAUCUGUUCAACAUGGGCAUAGCAGUAAUAAUAAUAAUAACACUUCUUUAGGUAUAAUUCCUUCAAAAUUUUCUACUAUACCAAGUGGUAGUACAGUUAACUCUCAUCAAAAUCUACUUACUCCUAUACAGUCAAAUCAGGAUAUGAACUUAUCGAAUCAUCCUCAUCAACAUCCGCAUCAAUAUUGUAUGAAUAAUGAUCAUAAUCAAUUGAAUUAUUCAUCUAGAGAUACAUUACUAAGUCAUCAUAUUGAUGGUGAACCAAAUCAUACUAAUAAUAGUAUUCACAAUAGUCAAAGACAUCCUAUUGGCGAUUCCAUGAAUUCAGGUGGACGAUUAUUCAAUGAUAUGGAAAUUCAAAUGAUAGUUAAGACGACACAACAACAGCCUAGAAAAUGAGAGUUUAUUACUAAUACACGAUGAAUUGGUUGAACCGUAACAACAAAGACAACGCUAUAAACAAGUUGGGAUUAAACGAACAAACUUCCAUUUUUAAAGCGCCUUACAGUCACAUACACACACCCUUCACAAAAAAAUCUGCUUGAUCAAUAUUGUGUAAGCUUGAAAUAACAUCCUCUUAUUUUUGUAUUUUUAAAAAGAUGAAAUUCACCGUUGAAUGAGUUAAUGCAAAUGAAUUAUUAAUUGUAAAUUAAACAUUUUGAAAAGUGUGAAUA
Schistosoma guineensis is the source of this 2108-nucleotide messenger RNA. The record is from the annotation of a GenBank genome assembly. NCBI's taxonomy places the organism in Eukaryota, Metazoa, Platyhelminthes, Trematoda, Strigeidida, Schistosomatidae.